Molecule: messenger RNA, 1251 nt
Organism: Aspergillus melleus
Lineage: Eukaryota; Fungi; Ascomycota; Eurotiomycetes; Eurotiales; Aspergillaceae
Exons: 2
Coding region: 1-1251 (416 amino acids)
Biological process (GO): L-aspartate biosynthetic process
Cellular component (GO): cytosol
Molecular function (GO): L-aspartate:2-oxoglutarate transaminase activity; pyridoxal phosphate binding
Source: RefSeq, a predicted model, not a curated record
AUGGCAAAACAAUAUCUUGACCUCCAAAUCGCUCCCGCCGACAUCGCUUUCGGUUUGAUGGCUGACUUUGAUGACAGUCCUCACCCAAAGAAAGUCUCUCUGAUCGCCGGAGCAUAUCGCGAUAAGAAUGGACGCCCCUGGGUUUUACCGAGUGUAAAGGAGGCUAAGAAACGCCUCAGCCAAACCACGCAUGAAUACCUCGGAAUAGCAGGCUCGCCAAACUUCAUCAACCUGUCAAAGGACCUCAUAUUUGGCCCCCUGGCAUCGAGCCUCCAAGAUAACACGGCAUCGAUUCAAACCGUUUCUGGCACAGGCGCGAACCACAUCGCCGCCACGUUUCUAGCCCGGCGCCUGCGCCCAAGCCGCGUCUUCAUCCCCUCCCCUACGUGGAUCAACCACAAGACAAUCUGGGAAAUGGCCGGGGUACCGGUGGCAGAAUACCCAUACUACUCUCCUGCCACGAAAGGAGUAGAUCUGCUAGGGAUGCUUAACACCCUGGACCACGCGGAGCCCAACGACAUCGUCAUCCUACAAGCCUGCGCACACAACCCCACCGGGGUAGACCUGGAAACGUCCCAGUGGGUGCAGGUCGCCGACCUCGUGCGACGAAAGAAGCUAUUCGUUGUCUUCGACAGUGCAUACCAAGGUUUCGCCACUGGCGACGUCGACGGUGACGCGUGGGCGGUCCGUCAUUUCGUGGAGAAUGUGCUCGCGCACUCCACACACCCUGGUCUAUUUGUAGCGCAAUCCUUCUCCAAGAACUUCGGACUGUACGGGGAACGUGUCGGCGCGUUGCACUUAGUUGUGCCGCGGGGCCUUUCGACGCAAGGCGCGCGUUCUGAGUUAAUGGCUAUUGCGCGUGCGGAGUAUUCCAAUCCACCGCGGUUCGGGGCGAGUAUCGUCGAGACGGUGCUUGGGGAUGAGCAACUACGGGCUCAGUGGAAGAUAGACCUGGAUACGAUGAGCUCGCGUAUCCACCAUAUGAGGUCUCUGCUACGGCGAAGACUGGAGGAGGAGACGGGACUGGAUUGGUCCCAUGUUGAGAAGCAGAUUGGGAUGUUUAGCUAUACAGGAUUAACGAAAGAGCAAGUGUCUCAGCUCCAGGAAGACCACCAGAUCUAUCUGUUGCCGUCGGGUCGAAUGAGCGUGUGUGGGCUGAAUGAGCAAAACAUCGAUUACGUCGCGCAUGCUAUUGGGGAGGUUGUGAAGAAGUCCGGCAUGACUGACAGUGGGUAUGCAUUAGAGAUAUAG